AUGAACCACCUUAUUCUACUUUUCUCACUGUACUUGGCUCCAGCAUUUGCUGACAAUGAAAACCAGAAAACAAACCAAAUUUUUUCUUCAAACAAUGCUAGUCACAAACGACUGAAAAGAGACUGGAUAUGGAACCAAAUGCAUAUCAAAGAAGAGAUUGAUACACCAUUGCCGCACCAUGUUGGCAAGAUCACAUCAAGUGUAAGGAACAACAACGCUAAGUAUAUUAUUGAAGGUGAAUAUGCCAACACCAUUUUUAAAGUGGAAGAAACCAGUGGUGACGUCUAUGCAUUUGAGAGGCUAGACAGAGAAAAGAAAGCAGAGUAUGAGCUGAUAGCUCUCAUUAUUGACCGAAGAAACAACCAAUCGCUGGAACCCCCAUCUAAAUUCAUUAUCAAGGUUUAUGAUAUUAAUGACAAUGUCCCCGUGUUUGUACAAAAAGUAUUCAAUGGGUCUGUCCCAGAAAUGUCACCAGUAGGAACCUCAGUCACCAAAGUGACAGCUGUAGAUGCUGAUGACCCAACAGUUACAGGGCAUGCCACAGUUACCUACCAAGUCAUUAAAGGCGAUGAAUACUUCACAGUUGAUGACUCUGGUGUGAUUUCCACAACAAGGGCUGAUUUAGACAGAGAGAAUCAAUCCACAUAUGAAAUUAUUGUUAAAGCAAAAGAUGCUCCCGGGUCUUCUGGGGACUCAAGCACAGCUACAGUCAUUAUCACUUUAACCGACAUCAAUGACAACUUCCCAGUAUUCAAACAUCCAUCAUUUCACUUUAAAGUUCCUGAAAACAUCUCAGUAGGAGGAGAAGUUGGCAGAGUCAAAGUAGAAGAUAUUGAUGAACCACAACAUAGAAAUACGAAAUACAGUUUUGUCAGAGGAGAUUACAGGGACACCUUUGAAAUUGUAGCAAAUCCAUUCACAAAUGAAGGAAUCAUUAGGCCAAAGAAGCCCCUGGACUUUGAAAAAGUCGCAGAAUACAGGUUUGACAUUGAAGCAACAGAUCCCACAGUUGAUCUUCGCUAUUUUAAAUCCGGUGGCUCUAGGAGCAUUUCAACAGUCACCAUUGAAGUCACUGAUGUUGAUGAGCCUCCUGUCUUCACUAAACUACCAUAUGAAUUUAAAGUAAGGGAAAAUGACCCAGAAAUACGAAUACUUGGUUCUGUUUGGGCACACGACCCCGAUGCAGCUAAACGGAAAAUCAGAUUUAUUCGACGAAAAGCUAGUCCUAAUGGAGACUAUAUUAGGGUAUCUGAUACUGGGAUUAUUCAGCUUCCCAAGCCCCUGGACAGAGAAUUCAGUUCCUCAUACAACAUCACUGUAGCAGCUCAGGAAAUCCUUGAAGACGGCCGUCUUUCUGACAGAGAGUCACAUGCCCAAGUUCACGUGGUAGUUACUGAUGAAAAUGAUAAUGCUCCAGAACUUGUUUAUCCUGAGGAACCCAGAGUGUGUGAAAAUGCUGUACCAGGAAAGGUCAUCAUCAGAAUUUCAGCUACUGACAAGGAUGAAACAUCACCGAGAGGUUUCUUCAAAUACUCCCUGGCCACAGAAGAUAGCAACUUCUCCUUGGUUGAGAACUACGAUAACACAGCUAAUAUCACUGUCAGAUACGGACAGUUCAAUCGUGAACUUGCCAAAAUCCACUACCUGCCUGUCAUCAUCUCAGACAACGGUGAUCCUGAGCUCAGCAGCACAAAUACCCUUGUCAUCAGUGUCUGCAAGUGUAAUGAAAAAGGCAACUUCACUUUUUGUGAGGAAAGACCUAAACAAGUUGGAGUUACUAUACAAGCACUGGUGCCAAUUUUUAUCUGCAUCUUCAUAGUCUUUGCAGUAAUCAUAUUGCUAAUUCUUCUAAGAAGGAGACAUAAGAAGGAUUUGAGCGGUCUUGGGAGGAAUGUGGCAGAGAUUCAUGAGCAGCUUGUCACUUACGAUGAAGAAGGUGGUGGUGAAAUGGAUACCACCAGCUAUGAUGUAUCUGUACUCAACUCUGUCCGCAAGAAUGGUAUAAAGCUGGAUGCAGUUCCCUCUCCAUAUGCACAAGUCCAAAAACCUCCUGGAAAUAAAACUUCUGGUGCUGGAGAAAUGGAAAUGAUGAUUGUGGCUAAGAAGGAUGAAGCCGACAAUGACAGGGAUUUGCUGCCAUACGACACACUUCACAUUUACGGCUACGAAGGUGCCGAGUCCAUUGCAGAAUCACUCAGUUCUUUGGAAUCAGGCUCCUCAGACUCAGACAUUGAUUAUGACUUUCUAAAUGAUUGGGGACCCAGAUUUAAAAUGUUAGCUGAGUUGUAUGGAUCAGAACCAAAUGAAGAUUUUGUGUAUUAA
This is a messenger RNA of Mesitornis unicolor (brown roatelo), 2322 nucleotides long. RefSeq names its product cadherin 5, type 2 (vascular endothelium) (gene CDH5). The coding region runs from base 1 to 2322 and encodes 773 amino acids. Gene Ontology annotation, molecular function: calcium ion binding; cadherin binding. Gene Ontology annotation, biological process: cell-cell junction assembly; adherens junction organization; regulation of establishment of cell polarity. The transcript is spliced from 11 exons. Gene Ontology annotation, cellular component: bicellular tight junction; plasma membrane; adherens junction. NCBI's taxonomy places the organism in Eukaryota, Metazoa, Chordata, Aves, Mesitornithiformes, Mesitornithidae. The record is from RefSeq and is a predicted model, not a curated record.